Messenger RNA from Aspergillus ochraceoroseus IBT 24754, 961 nucleotides. RefSeq lists its product as uncharacterized. Lineage: Eukaryota; Fungi; Ascomycota; Eurotiomycetes; Eurotiales; Aspergillaceae. The record is from RefSeq and is a predicted model, not a curated record. The transcript is spliced from 4 exons. Bases 1 to 591 code for a protein of 196 amino acids.
AUGGUUCUAUCUACUUCAAGAGUCAGUUGGUACCCCCACGUCACACGCAGGAACACCCAGGGCCCAGCUGUCGUCAACGUUGACCGAUUCAGAGGGAUCGGAGGCUGCCGUGCGCUAGUCAGUUAUUGCAAACCCGGUGAACAGCAUGAACGGCAUUCUGAUAUUAUUCAGCUGGAUGGGGAACGGUCUUCGGCAUCCCGAAUCCCUCCCCUAGUGGGCUUGGCGAUAUCCGAUGCGUCUGCCACGACCUGUAUUUUCGACAAUAAUCCUCCAGAGCUGUGGUCAUCGACUGUGAUUCUCGGCACAGAGAUCAUCAACUUGGCAUCAGACCAUGCAAGGAUCAAGCUUGUGAUGUUGACACUUGACAGAACUUUCCCCGGAAUUCCAAGAUUCCCGAGGGUUCGCCUCACGAUCCACAAAGACUCAGUCGCAGCAAGGUCCACUGAUCAACAUAACGAACACCUCUCCUUCAUGAUUCUACAGAGUUCUCUGAGCGAUGAGAGGAGACCAAUGAUCCUCCCAAUCCAAGAGUCAUCAGAAGUUUCCACCCCUGAUGCAAAUUGUCCUUUUGCCACCUCUCCUCUUAAAUAGCUACUACAAUCUAGCUGUUCCAUGCGGAUCUACCGCAUCCGUGACUCCCAUGGCCCCAUCACAUUUUAUGAUCUCCAAAUAAGACCUCAUAGUGCCAAUAGUUCCUCCGGAUUCUCCUCCUAUUACUCAGCUCAGACUAUGCCCGGGGCGUACAUACCCCCACCCAAAAAAAGCAUAGUGGAUACAACAAGAUUUCCCAAGGCGAUGAUGGAUUAUUGAAUAUCGUCUUCAUUCCCCGCCAAUCAAGGAGGCUGGCCGCUGAACCCCCCUCACCCUGACACUGAACAACAAUUGCUUUUGAUGUAACCAGCUCCAUUGCUCAAUUUUAUAUUAUUCUUCAUUUUCUGAGGAAUAUCAAGUUAUCAUUGCC